Ochlerotatus camptorhynchus is the source of this 2387-nucleotide messenger RNA. RefSeq names its product adrift (gene aft). Bases 121 to 2208 code for a protein of 695 amino acids. The transcript has 2 exons. Gene Ontology annotation, molecular function: methyltransferase cap1 activity. Gene Ontology annotation, biological process: 7-methylguanosine mRNA capping. Lineage: Eukaryota; Metazoa; Arthropoda; Insecta; Diptera; Culicidae. Gene Ontology annotation, cellular component: nucleus; cytoplasm. The record is from RefSeq and is a predicted model, not a curated record.
GGGCAGAAAAAAAGAGAAAAAUAAACAUUCAUCAUUCUGUUUUGUUUCGUUGGAACAAAAUCUUCAGAAAUAAAAAAAAAGUCCGUAAAUAGGGCACUGACCAUAACCAAAUCCGGAACCAUGGGCAAACGGUCACCUCAUCGGGGCGCAUCUUCGCAUUUGGUAAAUGAAGUAGAACGAGAUGUCGCUCAGCAGUUUCAAAAGAAGUUCCACUUUCGUCCUACCGACGAUGGCGGUGGAGACGGUGCCGUAAAACCUCCGGAGCUACCUCCGUUGGAGAGUGUUUUCAGCAUCCGGCCGGCUUACCGGGUGGAAUCGUUGCAGAAGGUGAAAGCCGCUCUGAACAAGGUGAAGAAUCGGUUGAAUGAUUUCGAGAUAAGCGAUUGGCAUCAGCACACCCGGCGGCGGUCCUCACUGCAGCCGGUCCUGUCCGGCCUGAAGCACCGAAUCGGGGGGGAGUUUGUGACGCAAGCGUUCGCGAAACUGUACGAGUGCGUGGCCGGGUACGAGCUCGUUCCGCCGCCGUCGGAAAGUCGCGAGUUUUACAGUGUUCAUUUGUGCGAAGCACCGGGAGCGUUCAUAACCGGGUUGAAUCACUACCUGAAGCUGAACCGGGAGAUGGUACAGUGGCGCUGGUUUGCUAACACGCUGAAUCCAUAUUACGAGGGUAACUGCUUGGGGAACAUGAUUGUGGACGAUCGCUUCAUACUGCACACGUUGGACUCAUGGUGCUUCGGUGAGGACUACACAGGAGAUGUCAUGCGGAAGGAGAACAUGGGAGAGAUUGUUCGGCGAAGCAAGGAGUUCCCGAUGAUCAACCUAGUCACGGCUGACGGUUCCAUAGACUGUCUGGACGUACCGGAAGCCCAAGAGGAACAUGUAUCCAAACUGCACCUGGCCGAGGCGUUGACCGCUCUGAAAAUUCUCACGCAGGGCGGAUGUUUCAUACUGAAGAUGUUUACCCUUUUCGAACAUUCCAGCGUCGAUCUGCUCUACCUGUUGUAUGUGUGCUUCCGGGAGCUGCACGUCUUCAAACCGGCAACAUCCAAGCCGGGUAACUCCGAAGUGUACGUCAUUGCCAAGUACUUCCGAAAACCGGUCGGAUUGGAUGAAUAUUUGGAUCGCCUGUUCGAUGGACUGAAUUCCGACUGUUCGAUGUUUGAUCUGCAGCACAUUCCGGAAUCAUUUGUAAAGGAAGUUCGGGAUUGUGCGGAGCUGUUUAUGAUGUACCAGCAAGACGUGAUAGAACACAACAUUCACUUCUACCAACACGAGGAUCUGCAUGAAGAAGUGAGAUUGAGAAUUUUCAAAGAGACAAUGUGUAAGAUGUUCUUCGACAAGUACAAAAUCAAACCGAUUCGACGGUCUGAUGCAAUUUUAAAUGGGGUUGAUGUCGCCAGUGGUUCACCGAACAUCAAUCCUCGGGAUAACUAUGGAACGUACAACGAACGAAGUAUGCUGAGCUCGAUCAGUGGUGACACACGACUGGGUAUGUUAAGGGAUAGGUUGAAUGAUUUCUACGACAGCAUGAUAAGCUUUAUGCCACGAUCGAGACUCACCGAUCGGCCGUUUGCCAGCAGCCGAUCUUGUGUGGAGAUCAUUCAACUUUGCUGCGGUAAAUCGAUACUGAAGCUCCUGAGCAGCAAAUUUAUCGUGAUAACCUAUGUUCGUUUUCUAAGCGAAGUUAUUGACAUCGUUACCAGUUUAAUGCCGACCGCGGAAGAACAACCUACGCUUCUGACGUUGAACCGAUCAACGUACACGCUAACAAUCGACGUCAAAGCCUAUGCCACCUUAUACAGCUACGACAUUUUCGAAAAAGAAUUGUUCCAUCACCUUCUUCAGUGCAUCAUAGAUCUACCGCUGCAGGAAGGCAUCGACCACCUGGUAGUGGAAAAUUGGCUGCUGCUGACCCAGUUCUGCGUUGGGCUAGUGUUCUUCCUGAAAACCUACGUCUUCGAGCAUAUCGAGUCGACUAAUGGUAACCAGUUGCGCUUUUCCCGCCUCAAGGCGGACGGAAUUGACAGCCUACGAUAUUUGAACGAAACCAUUCAGAUGGAACAGAACGCAUGUGCCGAGGGGAAGUCGGUGCUAGGAAUCGUCCCCACUCAGGUGCUCUUCGAUGGAAGCUUCUACUAUGCUGUGAUUAACUACAACAACCGAUUGUGUUUGGACUACUGCACAGUACUGCUCGAUGCAGGAAAGUGAGCCAAUCAGUGAUCUGUUCGAGUUUUCCCGGAACAAGGUGGAGCUUUUUCAAUGCAUUUAUUACAUCACUACAUUAUUUGCUUAUGAUUAGACGCACGAAGAAAAGAGUUCGUGUGAGUUUCGUUUUUUUUUCUAUUCAACUAACCUGAAUAAAUUUGAGAAUUGAACUUAACCAAAAG